Uranotaenia lowii is the source of this 900-nucleotide messenger RNA. RefSeq lists its product as uncharacterized. The record is from RefSeq and is a predicted model, not a curated record. The transcript has 2 exons. Bases 1 to 900 code for a protein of 299 amino acids. NCBI's taxonomy places the organism in Eukaryota, Metazoa, Arthropoda, Insecta, Diptera, Culicidae.
AUGCCAAGCACAAGCCAAAGCUACGUAGCACUAUCUGUUAAGCCUACAUCAAAUACUCUGCUUCCUACCGCUCUCAUCAAGAUCAAAGACCGCUACGGUAACGCUCUGGUAGCCAGAGCCCUGUUGGACUCUUGUUCGCAACAUUGUCUGAUUACAGAAGAGUUUUCGAGAAAGCUGAAGCUCGAAGAAACACCCACGUUUUUGUCAGUCCAGGGUAUUGGGUCAUCUCAGUCAGUGUCAACGAAAACCAUACGUUCUGAAGUCUGUUCACGUUCGCCAAAAAUAUCUGGUUUCCGAGAAACUAUGCAGUUCUUUGUGUUGCCCAAACUUACGCUGCAGCUACCUUCGUCAUCGUUUCAUCCUUCGCCUAUGUCACUCCCAGAUUCCGCUCUGCUAGCCGAUCCUUACUUCUACGAGUCAAAGCGGAUCGAUGUCGUCAUUGGUGCCGAGUAUUACUCGGAUUUAUUGAAGAAUGAACGAAGAAAAGUCACGAAGAAUGGUCCCAUGCUUCACAACUCUGUUUUUGGUUGGAUUGUGUCAGGUCGAGUGGUCGAAUCUCCGCAAAUCGUUUCACAUACCCCAGUCUGUUCGUCAAGCAACUACAGAAAUAGUUCAAGUGGUUCUAAGAGCUGGAAGAAUGUCACGUUACAAACACCUACUCCAUUGAAGAACCGAUGUCUCUAUGAACCCACAGUCAGAAAUGAAGUGGAACGUUUUAUCGUUGCCCGACCCAAGAAUGAGUCAGAUUUGUAUAUUCCACCAUCGGUCGAAAGUUCGGCAAUUCGUAUCACCCAAGUACACGCAUUCAUCGAGCCAUCGAGCAUAGGCGGAGCGCCAUCCUGUAGGUCCAUUCCAUCACGUGCAUUGGUCAAGGUCGAACUUUUAAUCUCUGGCACGUAA